AUAAGCUCUUCAUCUGGUGUCUCGGUGACUAUGAAGAACAAUCUGGAUAAAUUGAGAGGAUAAAGUGAUAACUAUACCUUAAGGAUUAUCUGUGCUCUGGAUUGGGUGAACUUUAAACAUUACAGGAGGAUCCAGACGAGCUGCAGAUUCAGACGUUACCAUGGUGUGGCUGUCUACAGCACUUUCCCUAACCCUUCUAUUAGGCUAUGUGACGGCUGGACUGGACAAAAGCAGAGUCCCAGUGUUCCUGGACCAGAAGGAGGCCAGUGAAGUCAUAAGCCGUCAGAAGAGAGCAAAUGCAGGAAACGAGGAGAAUACACUCAACCCCAACCUUGAGCGAGAAUGUCUGGAGGAAGUGUGCAGUUAUGAAGAAGCAAGAGAGGUGUUUCAGGACAUAUAUCGCACUGAUAUAUUCUGGUCAGUGUACAUAGAUGGAGAUCAGUGCGCAAAUCAACCAUGCAAAAACGGAGCCAUGUGCUCAGACAGUGUUGGUGGUUAUGAUUGCAUCUGCAAAUCAGGAUUUUCAGGAGUGCAUUGUGAAACAGAUCAGACCAAAUGUGUUAUCGAUAAGAACAAAGGCUGCAGUCAGUUCUGUAAGCCUGGUUACCAGUCGUAUGAGUGUUCCUGUGCUUGGGGAUGGAAGCUGGAGCAGAAAGACAAAUGUGUGCCUGCUGUGCCAUUCCCAUGUGGGAAGGUGAGCAGUUUGAGUCAGUGGACCAGCCAGCAGUCCAAGAACAUACAAUCGGACUAUGAAGGACUGGACUGCAAUGCUGAAGAAUGUCCCUGGCAGGCCCUGCUGCAUAACAGUAAGUUGAAUGGGUUUUGCAGUGGCGUCAUCAUUAAAGAGAACUUUGUACUGACCACGGCACAGUGUGUCCUCAAAUAUACCGACUUCUCCGUGGCUGUGGGCAAGAUGGUGCCAACCUAUGAGAUUGAUGAACAGGACCUGUAUGUAAAGAAGGUACAUGUUCAUCCACUUUACCUGGAGGGAAAACCAGAAAAUGACCUUGCUGUGAUCGAGCUGAAGGAUAAGAUCAUGUUGAAGAAGAAGGUGGUGCCAGCCUGCCUGCCUGAGAGAGAUUUUGCAGAAAAUGUUUUGAUUUCAGGCGAGCACAUGGGCGUGGUUACUGGUUGGCAAAAUGCAUCUGAGUUUGUAGGAAACCUCAGGCUAAAUCACUUGUCUUACAGCAAACUGUCAGCAUGUGUGGAGCGUCACUCAGGACAGGUUACCAACAAGAUGGCAUGCACCCUGCCACGUCCUAAAGUGGAUUGUUUCUUCGGCUCCGGCAGUCCCAUCCUCACCUUGUACCGAGAGGUCUUCUUUCUCACUGGUGUGGUGAGCCAGUCCCCAGGGCUGGACUGCAGCAACGGUUACGUCUUUCAGAAGGUGUCCCGCUUCCUUCCCUGGUUGAGGAAUGUGAUGGGUUCUCUGUAAAACACGUGAGAUGGAAAUGCUUUUGAAAACCUAUUGUCUAUUAUCUUAACUUCCAAUUAUUGUGUGAUAUUUCCCAAGUGUUUUCAACAUAUCUCAAAAAUGAACAUGUAAUGCCUCAUGCUUGAUAUUUCUCCAAAAUAUGACACUCUCUGCUUUAAUUCCUUAUGUUCAUACAGGCAUCUAUAACACAGUGUUUUCAUAUACAGUACAUAUGCAUAUAUGCAUGUUCACGUAUAUGUUUUUUUUUUCUUUGGAAUAAAAUGAGAUCAGUAUGAAAAAAAUAUGAAAUACUACACAUAUGCACAGGUUAAUAUAAUUUAAAUAUUGUCAAAUAACUUAUCUCUUUAUAUUAUGUAUCCAAAUUGAAG
This is a messenger RNA of Neoarius graeffei (lesser salmon catfish), 1803 nucleotides long. RefSeq names its product protein Z, vitamin K-dependent plasma glycoprotein a (gene proza). Gene Ontology annotation, molecular function: serine-type endopeptidase activity; calcium ion binding. The record is from RefSeq and is a predicted model, not a curated record. Gene Ontology annotation, cellular component: extracellular region. NCBI's taxonomy places the organism in Eukaryota, Metazoa, Chordata, Actinopteri, Siluriformes, Ariidae. The transcript has 10 exons. Gene Ontology annotation, biological process: blood coagulation; proteolysis. The coding region runs from base 161 to 1435 and encodes 424 amino acids.